Messenger RNA from Eufriesea mexicana, 633 nucleotides. RefSeq lists its product as uncharacterized. Bases 1 to 633 code for a protein of 210 amino acids. The transcript has 4 exons. The record is from RefSeq and is a predicted model, not a curated record. Lineage: Eukaryota; Metazoa; Arthropoda; Insecta; Hymenoptera; Apidae.
AUGCACAUCUGCGCGCGAAUAUUCGCGUGGGCAUGGGACUUCCUUGCCGGUAGCACCGCAUACCCAAUGCAGCAUACUGUGGGAAUAGAGGUCCGGGUAACCAAUGAGGUGCCGGCCAGCAGCACAGAGGAAAACGUGAUGAAAGAUGCAGCACCACCUUGGACGACUAUGUCCGUACCUAACAGUCGGACUACCCCGCCAACCCCCACAAACCAUCAUCCACAGUACUUAUCUCCGCACGUGUUUCAAGGGCGGAACUCUCUCUGCUGCACGAAUGAUUAUACACUACGCAGAAGACGUCCUAUGACACUUCGAAUCGGUCCACGUUUGAGCCUUCCAAAUAAGAGCACAUCAGCCCCAACGACCACCACCGACGGAGAUUGGCCAGUAUUGAGGCAUCAGAGGUUAGAGACAAAGACUUAUGACAUAGGCAGAGACAAAAUUGCUGUCAAUCUAAGCUCAUUCCAGGUUCAGCUUGGAAUGGUUAUGUCAUCUAACCCCGAAUUACAGGUCUUGUUACAUGAUCCUGCUGUUGCUGAGCAUUUCAAUCAAAUAAGAUGGAGAACACUAUUCCUCGAGCAGAGUUUGAGAGUUCAGUUCAGAGGUUUGGAGUUUAAAGGACGUGGAUUUUGA